Molecule: messenger RNA, 636 nt
Organism: Ricinus communis (castor bean)
Lineage: Eukaryota; Viridiplantae; Streptophyta; Magnoliopsida; Malpighiales; Euphorbiaceae
Exons: 1
Coding region: 1-411 (136 amino acids)
Source: RefSeq, a predicted model, not a curated record
AUGGCUCGCCAACUUCACCUGAAACAAAUACCACUAAGCACAUCACAAGCUGGCUUAGCUGCAACCACUCUUCUCUUGUGCGCCUUUGUCUUGUUUAUGUGUGCUUCGCAUUCCCGCAAAUGGCGUCGCUUAGGUUCUUGCUAUGGUUCCUCCAACCAUAAUCCUGUUAUAGAACUUAACACUGACAAUUUAAUACUUAGUACAGGAGUGUAUGGUGCUCGCAGUUGCAAUAAUGAUGAACUAUUGGUUAGUGGUGAACAGCAACAGCAAGGAGUUCCAGUUUGGCAGAAGAACAUACUCAUGGGCGGGAAGUGCCAGCUACCAGACUUUUCAGGUGUCAUCAUUUAUGACUCUGAUGGAAACAUUGUUAACCCUGCAAGAAACCCUCACCCUUUACUCACCUGGAAGUGAUUAAGAAUGCAGAGGGCCUUCAGAAACUGGAUAAAUGACAUACUUUCCCAGUGCUCGUAGUUGUUUCAGGUGUUCAUUUUAUCACAUAAUUGAACUCAAGUCUAGACAAUCCACCCUCAACAUAGAUGGCAACGUGGUGUUCGUUUUCUUUUUCUUUUUUACGAAAAAUUAAUUUCAAGCUAUGUAUUAUUUCUAAUGCAUUUUCAGCAUAUUACAAACUCAAAA